Molecule: messenger RNA, 360 nt
Organism: Fusarium odoratissimum NRRL 54006
Lineage: Eukaryota; Fungi; Ascomycota; Sordariomycetes; Hypocreales; Nectriaceae
Exons: 1
Coding region: 1-360 (119 amino acids)
Source: RefSeq, a predicted model, not a curated record
AUGCAAGGAAAAUGUCUACAUUUUGGUGAAACGCGAUCCUUCAAAGAUCUUGAUUCUCUUUUCCACUAUGUUUACCUACAAACAUGGGCAAGUGGCCCAGGUCGACAAUACUGGAUCGUUAAGCGUAAUGGGAGCCAGCAGCGACCCAUUGGGGGCGAGGAAGUUCAAAAUCAUCUCAGAUUAGUGCGCGAACGUGAACCACAACACAAGCAACCUGGACUACCGCUCAACCACCCUCCUCCUCAAGUAUUCUUGCGAAAAACGUGGCGCGUUUCGUCUUUUGGACCAAUCAGAGCCUUUAGAUUUCUACCCCCAUUUUUGGACUUAAAACGGGGCGCGUUUUUGUCUAUCGACGUUUAG